Molecule: messenger RNA, 1493 nt
Organism: Ceratotherium simum simum (southern white rhinoceros)
Lineage: Eukaryota; Metazoa; Chordata; Mammalia; Perissodactyla; Rhinocerotidae
Gene: TRIM15
Product: tripartite motif containing 15
Molecular function (GO): zinc ion binding; protein binding
Source: RefSeq, a predicted model, not a curated record
GAGAAUUCAUGUGGCCUGAGACAGAGGCCUGAGUGGACCAGCUGGGGAAGGCACCGUGAUGCCCUCAACCCCCUCCCAUGAGGGGGCCUCCUGUCCUGCCUGCAAGGGAUCCCUGGAGCAUGCAGUGACGGCCACCUGUGGACACACCUUCUGCCGGCUGUGCCUCGCCCUGCCCUCCCAGAUGGGAGCCCAGCCUUCCGGCAGGGUUCUGCUCUGUCCCCUCUGCAAGGAGAAGGAGCGGGCAGAGACUGUCAUGGUCCCAGUGCCCCUGGGCCCUCUGGGGGAGACUUACUGCGAGGAGCAUGGCGAGAAGAUUUACUUCUUCUGUGAGAACGAUGCUGAGCUACUCUGUGUGUUCUGCCGUGAGGGUCCCUCUCACCAGGCCCACAGUGUGGGCUUCCUCGACGAGGCCAUUCAGCCCUACCGGGAUCGUCUCAGGAGUCGGCUGGAAGCUCUGAGCGUGGAGAGAGAUGAGAUUGAGGACAAAAAGAGUCGGGAAGACCAGAAGCUCCAUGUGCUCCUGACUCAGAUUGAAAGCAAGAAACAGCAGGUGGAAGCAGCUUUUGAGAGGUUGCAGCAGGAGCUGGGGGAACAGCAAUGUCUCCUGCUGGCCAGGCUGAGGGAGUUGGAGCGGCAGAUCUGGAAGGAGAGGGACGAGUACAUCUCAACGGUCUCUGAGGAGGUCGCCCGGCUUGGAGCCCAGGUCAAGGAGUUGGAGGAGAAGUGUCAGCAGCCAGCAAGUGAGCUUCUACAAGAUGUUAGAGUCAACCAGAGCAGGGGUGAGAUGAAGACUUUUGUGAGUCCAGAGGCCAUUUCUCCUGACCUCGUCAAGGAGAUCCGCGAUCUCCACAGGAAAAUACUCCCCCUCCCAGAGAUGAUGAGGACGUUCUCAGAAAACUUGGUGCAUCAUCUGGAAACAGAUUCAGGAGUUGUCACUCUGGACCCUCAGACCGCCAGCCGGAGCCUGGUCGUCUCCGAGGACAGGAAGUCAGUGAGGUACACCCGGCAGAAGCAGAACCUUCGCGACAGCCCUCUGCGCUUCGAGGGUCUCCCGGCGGUGCUGGGCUCCCGGGGCUUCUCCUUCGGGCGCCACCGCUGGCAGGUGGAGGUGCAGCUGAGUGACGGCGGCGGCUGCACGGUGGGGGUGGCCAGGGAGGAGGUGAGGAGGAAGGCAGAGCUGGGUCUGAGAGCCGAGGAGGGCAUCUGGGCGGUGAUCCUCUCGCACCAGCAGUGCUGGGCCAGCACCUCCCCGGGCACCGACCUGCCGCUGAGCGAGAUCCCGCGCAGCGUGGGCGUCGCCCUGGACUACGAGGCGGGGCGGGUGACCCUGCUCAACGCCGAGACCCAGGCGCCCAUCUUCACCUUCACCGCCUCUUUCUCCGGCAAAGUCUUCCCCUUUUUCGCGGUCUGGAAGAAAGGUUCCUGCCUGACUUUGAAAGGCUGAGGUGGAGCGUCCAGAGGGCGGUGUUAGCGGAGAAAGCAGCGCCCCGGGA